AUGGCGGAGCGGUUUUGCGUGCACCUGGCGCCCCUUGACGUCAGCCUCAUGGCGGAGGAGAAAAACGGCGAGGUGGCGCCGCUGCUGCACGUAGAGUUCCACAUGCAGCAGCGGGGGGACGCCCUGUACGAUGAGGCGGAGCUGCGUGCGGAAGGGCGGGACACCAAAUCCAGGGCCUUGCUCACGAGGCUUUACUACGGCGCUGCGAAUAUUGUGCGUGAAAUUGAGGCGGGUCCCGCCCUCGUGCGGGGUCGCCCCAUCGCCGCGGGGGGUUCGCGUCGCUCCUCAGCACACCUCCACCUGCAAAACGGUGACCGGCUGUUCUUCCAGCAGCCGGUGGAGGCGGGGGACUACAUGUUGGCCGUCACCGUCCCGGCGGGUGUGUGGCGGUGGCUGGGGCCGGUGACGCUGCAGAUUCUCCUGGCGACGGCGGUGCGGGGGUAUGAAAUAGCGACAAGCGUCGCCGCCGUUGCCUCCGUCCCGACGUACUACCCGCUGCGGGAGCGCCUAACCGAGAGCGCGGGGGCCGUCGAGGACGCGGUGCGGAGGCGCAUGCAACAAGUCAUGGAAUUUGUGGAAUUGUUAAGCGAAUGCGAGCACCACGAGACGGCGUCGUCCGCAGCGCUGCUGCGAGGCGGCCAGGAGGUCGUUCUCGCCACGCAGCGACUGUGCCACGAGCGCCCCUCACCGGCGCGCAGCGACAGCCGCCUGUCAGGCACACUGCAGCAGCUACUGUGGUCGGCGACGAGCUACGCCGACUACGUUUCCCUCAGCGGUGCCUUCGCCAGCGGCGGAGUGUGCAGUGGGCACAAACGCCUCGUGGUCACGGCGGCGGCGGUGUGGUACCGCGGUGUGCCCCUCUUCAACAGCGGCCCCGGCGACGACUUCGAGGCGUAUCUCUUGCCAGCCGCCCUUGUGGCGUAUGCGGAUCGCUGCUUGGCUUCUCGGGAGGCCACCGCGGUGCAACAGCCCAUCACUGUGAAGUGCCUUUCAAUGCACCGGCAGACCGCCCAAGAGGCGCCACGCGCCGCGGGUUACGUGCGGCAACAUGAGGACGCAAAGGAACAGACGGCCGCCGUCACUCUUGCGUUUGUCUCGUUAGGCGGGUGGAUCAUUGCGCUGCACAUGGAGGCCGCACUGAACGCCUUCACUGGCGCCCCCAUGCCGCACAUCGUCUCUGGCGUAACGGAGCUCAUCACCAGGACACUAGAAACCCCGCGCUUUGCCACGCUGGUCCGCCUGCACACCGCGGGAGGACAAGUGAUGAUGGAAGGCCAAACCGCGAGCACCACCGUCAGUCCUGCUCCUACGACCGCGGCGGCGGCUGCUGCUAUGACCGCCGCGUCCGCUUGUAUUCUCCGUGGCGUGCGACACUUUGGCCUCUUCGCACACUUCUGCGCUGGCGCCAGCUACGCGACGACGGUAGCGCGGGACAUUUGCCUCUACCGUUACCGCCAGACCGCCCCGAGCGAAGUGGUGAGCAAUGAGUGGAGCCUGUGGCCGAGACACACGCAAACGGCCGUGCAACGCCUGGUGGAACUCAGUGCUCUGACGCUCCGACGGCGGUGUCGAAAGGCGUGUGGCGGCGGCGUGGAACGACUCGCAACGUUUUCUUUGCUUCGCGGGCGCCGCUCCGUUGUUGUGCUCUUGGCUGUCCCUGCCUGCAGCCCUGUGCCCAAAGUUGUGUUCUUUUUGGCGGAACUGGAGCCGGAGGGCAUUCCGGCGGCGACCGAGUUGCGCGCCUUCGCAACGUGGGUGUUGAAAAAGGUUGUCUGA
This is a messenger RNA of Trypanosoma conorhini, 1776 nucleotides long. RefSeq names its product putative pre-mRNA splicing factor ATP-dependent RNA helicase. Lineage: Eukaryota; Euglenozoa; Kinetoplastea; Trypanosomatida; Trypanosomatidae. The transcript has a single exon. The coding region runs from base 1 to 1776 and encodes 591 amino acids. The record is from RefSeq and is a predicted model, not a curated record.